Chelonia mydas (Green sea turtle) is the source of this 5862-nucleotide messenger RNA. RefSeq names its product adhesion molecule with Ig like domain 3 (gene AMIGO3). NCBI's taxonomy places the organism in Eukaryota, Metazoa, Chordata, Testudines, Cheloniidae. Gene Ontology annotation, biological process: brain development. Gene Ontology annotation, molecular function: protein binding. The record is from RefSeq and is a predicted model, not a curated record.
ACAGCAUGAUGAAGCAAUUCCCAUAGACUGGCAUAGGAAGAAAUUCCUAUAAAAAUAGACUCUAAAAAGUGAGAACUUUGGGGUCUGAUUCUGCAAACCAACUUCCAGGAGCAGGACCCUAAGCAGCAGGGAGACGGCUGUUCUGAAAGCCAGAGCUGGAGCUAGGAGAGGGCCCAUGCCUCAGCACAGACCAGUGCAGGGCUGUUGGAACAGGGGGGAAGAACACACAGUGCAGGAGGCUCGUCUGUGGAGCAGUCACCAACAAGGUGAUUCAAAGGCCAGGGCUCCCAGGAGCUGCUGGGAAUUGCCAGACGCCUCUGCAGGGUCUGCAUCCAGCCCAAGCUCUGCCUGAGGCACACUCAGACACGCAGCACACCGCUAUGCUAAUGAGGGAAAACAGCUACCAAGCCCCCGCUCUGUUCCGCUGUCCCUGGGGAGGGUGCAGCACGGAGGAUAUCCUGGUUGCUCCCUUGAGCCCAGCAUGCAACAGAGAGUGGCCUGCACUCAGGAGCCGUGUCUGCCAGAGGACAGCAGUCCCUGCUGCUGGCAGCAGAGUGGGGACUGUUUCAAACCAGCACCAGAGACCUCACUCAUCACAUCAAAGGCACACGGAGCUAGAUUGCAUGCACCAUACUGGAAACCUCCCCACCAGCUUUGUCUGGCAUGUGGGCUUCACACACGACAGACACCUGGUGCUAGACGACUAGGCACAGUGCUGGGGUCUAGCCCCGAGUCCACCGCAGACAGAGAUCUUGGGCAAGUCAUGCCUCACCCCUGUGCCUCAGUUUCCCCCUAAGUGAACUGGUGGGGACACUGAAUCCUCUCCCAGGGUGACAGCAGAGCACUGGACUAGCAGUGCCAUUCUGUCCCUCACUCUGCCACUGACCUGCUGUGACCUUGGGCAAGUCCCUUCCUCUUGGAGUGUCAAUCACACUGGGCACCCCGCAGCAAGGAGCAGUGGCCUCUGGGAAUUAGCAAGCACCAAGCAUUGCCUGGGCCCCAGGACCAGCAACGGAGACUCCUCCAGGCAGCUUGCCGCUCUGCUCCCUGCCCCUUCCCUUUGGAAAUAAAAUCUCCCGCUGCAGCUGCUGCAAUCGCCCAGUGCUUCGGAGCCAGCUCGCAACAGCCUUUGCAGGGCUGUGCUGCCCACUAGUGGUAUGAUGGGGGAACAACACACCAUUCAGAAAUUUCCUCCUUCCUCCACCCCCACCCCCUGCUACGCGGACCAAUCGGCUUGCCCCUGCCAGCCAGGCUCCGCCCCCGUGCUUGCUGGCUGCUGGUAAAUAGCGGCCCCAGCAGUGGGCGGGCGUGACUCCACCAGCACUCCGGGAAGGGCUCUGCCAGGCCACAACCCAGCUCCCGCUCACUGCUCGGUUGCUCCGCAGCUGGGCUCCUGGCUGGGGUGUGCCACAGGGCUCAGCCAGGAGGCGAGCAGGACUCAUGGAAACUUUGGGCUCCAGGGACCCCAGCUCAGAGACAGGGACUGAUGUUCUCAGGAGGUGCAAGCAGCUCUGAAGCCAGUCCCUGGCCUGCAUCUGCCCCUCUGCCAGGACCCAUGGGAGGCUGCCCUAAGCCCCAGUGAAGCAGGACGGAGCUAGGCUGUUUUUCUUUAAUUCUUUUUAAACCUUGGACCCUUCCUUGGGACUCAUCUCCUGCCUGUGUGUCCUGGACUGUCAAAGAAUUGCCUGGUGAUCAAGAACACCCCAUCAAUAGCUCUCUUUGCUGAGCAGUACUCCCUGGCGAGCUGAUGCUGCAGCGUGCUCACUCUAACGCUGCCUGGCAAGCCUUUGCUCAGGCCAGACUUAACCUGGCAUAGCACCUCUCCAUGCUGCUGGGCGCUCAGCAGGACCCUACGGCCACAUGAUGAACACACAGGCAUUGGCCCACACUCUCUGGAAAUGCCUGGGAAAGCUGCUAGUGAUCCUAGAGCUGUGUGUUCAAGGCAACUUCUUAAACACGUCAGCCAUCCCCCACAGAUGCCCCCAUGUUUGCAUAUGCACCUCGGACCUUCUGAGCUGUGCCAAGCAAGGUCUCCAGCAGGUGCCAGUUGCAUUGCCUCCCACAGCUACCACCUUGGAUCUCAGCCACAAUGUCCUCUUCCAGCUUCACAACCAUUGGCUGGCAGCCCUGCCACGCCUCCAGGCCCUCCGCAUCAAUCACAAUCGCAUCACAGACCUCUUGCCACAGGCGUUCCACAAUGCCACAGACCUGAGACACCUGGACAUGUCCUCCAAUUACCUGCAUGCCGUUGAGAAGCACUACUUCGAAGCACUGGUGCACCUAGAGGAGCUCCUGCUCUACAACAACUGGAUUGUACAGGUAGAUGAACAAGCCUUCCUCAGGCUAAGCAGCUUGCAGAAGGUCUACCUAGGUUGGAAUAACCUAACCCAAUUCCCCUUCAGCUCCAUGCAGGGGCUUAGCCACCCUAACCUGAUGACCCUGGACCUCUCCACCAAUAACCUGAGCAGAAUUCCCAUUGAGGAGGUCACAGCCUUGCCUGUGUACAUCAGAAAUGGCUUGUAUCUCCACAACAAUCCAGUGCGGUGUGACUGCUCACUCUACCAGAUGUUCAAGCAGUGGCAGCAGCGGCACCUCAGCUCGGUGCAGGAUUUCCUAGAGGAACACACAUGUAUGGCGUUUGACAACAUGACACGAUCCUUAGUCAGGUUCCUCAAGUACAACAAGAUCUUUGAGAACUGCUCCAUGAGCCAGGGCUCCCCUGGCGCCUCAGACAUGCAUGCCACAGUGCUCGUAGGAGAGACUCUGCUAAUCAACUGCAACACGAGCAUGCCUGACACAUCUGUCACCUACAUGUGGAUCUCACCCCAACACGAGCCCAUCAUGCACCCUGGCAAUGGCAAUCGCACACUUGAAGUUUAUCACAACGGGAGCCUGAAGAUCAUCGCAGCCAAGCCAUGGCACUCUGGGGUGUAUGUGUGCAUGGCUAUCUGCAAGCACCACCAGCUCAACAAGACACACGAGGUCAAUGUGACCAUCCAUUACCCCAUGCUGGAUGGGGAGUCCUUCAGUACCGGCCUCACAACCCUCCUUGGGUGCAUAGUGAGCCUCGUGCUAGUCCUCAUGUACCUGUACCUCACUCAGUGCUACUGCUUCCAGUGCUGCAAGAAAGCCGUUGUUCCUAGCCCUCCCCAGGAAUGCAGUGCUCAAUCCUCCAUCCUGAGCACCACCCCCCCAGCCCAGCUGGGCCCAGCCGGGCCCAGCCGGAAGAUCAGCACCAGCAAGCACGUGGUGUUCCUUUAGCCCAUCAAGGAAGCGCACAAUGGUAAGAUCAGGCUGGCUGCCAGCGAGGAAGACACCAAGAAUCCCAAGCUCCUGCAGCUCAAGUCAGACUCAGAAUCCAUUAGUUCCAUCUUCUCAGAUACUCCCAUCACGUCCUAGGAAGUAGGCGGGCUGGGGACCAGAAAUGGGGGGCAGUCUCCCAGGAGACAAAAUUGGUGUGUGUGGGGUUGCUAGCAGUCACUGCUGGGGAGGGAGAAAGGGGCACCAUGCGGAGAUGCAAUCUGCCGUGCAGAAGAGCUGCGUUUUCUUAUAUUUGUUACUCCUAGAGGGAGGAUUAUGAUGCAUCCUUAUCAGGCUCCAGCUACUUCCAGGCUCCACUGUCACAUUGUAAAACAACCCAGGAGGGAGAGAAGAUCAAAAUAGCCCCCAAGACUGCAGUCUGAUGGCCUCAACCUCUCCUCUUCGUUGUGGUUAAAGGCAGGCAGGUCACCCAAAAACAAAGCUAGCUUUUAUGAGAUCAAAUGCUCUUUGAAGGAUCACAAGUGACUGCAUCCUGUUCUGCACCACCCAGACAAUAUGGUAUAGCAGAGGGUUCUCCUCACUUUAGAUUGUUGGCAAUGGAACAGGGACAAUUUCCUCCAAGUGCUGUCCAGUGGCUGAUUCAAGAGAAGCCCAUUGGGUAGCUCCUAGCUCUCCUGAGCAGCCAGUCUGGCUAGGACUGUAGCUUUGACCUUCAGGAUGAUGCACAUUGGCUAAUUAACAUCCUUACAGAUCUGUCUUUCUAGAACACCCUAGCAAUGGCACAAGACUGGGCGAUCCCUUCUGCCUCCUCCCUCUCCCGCUCGCCCCCAUUCAUGUGUCCAACACUGGGCACAGGGAAACAUGCAUGGCUGAGCCCUCCACUUCCAGCCAGCCCUGGACUUCCUUGAAUAGUGCACUGCAGAGUUCAGCACUAUCCUGGGCAAGGCUGAGCCUGACUUGACCACUUGCCCUCUGGGCAUGUGCGGAGAGCACCGUAAAUGCUGGAGACUGUCAGCUAGACUUUUGCUUGACCUAGCUUAGAGAGUUGUUUGCUUUAAUUACAAAGCCACAUGGCCAGCCCAGUGUACUGGGCUUCUUUCUUGUGAGAGCUCCCCUCCAGCCUGUAGUCUCCAAUAGCACUGGGGCACCUGCAUUACUACACUAGAAUUCUGCUAGCUCAGGACAGUAGCAGCAGCAAACAAGCCAGUACGGGCUAUAUGCCCUAUAGGCCUAAAGAAGGAGAGUAGCAUGCUCCAUCCCCCAGAGCACAGGGGUAAGGAGGACAUUCUCCUGGCACAGGCUGAUGCUGCCUACUAUGUACAACUAACCCACUGCCAGCUCCUUCAACCAGCUGGCCCUAGAUUUAGGUAAGUGCUGCCUAGUUUGUGUGUGGUCCUAAUGAGGAUGGGAAUUUCACUCCGAUCUUCAUUAGACAAAGCCAUUCAGCAAAGUAAACAAUGCAAUUACUCCCCUCCUCUGCUACACACAAGCAGCUGUAAGUAGUUGAGUUCAGGAAUGUAAUAGAUGAUGAUUGUGCAUAGUGUGAUACUAAUGACCCAACCCUGCACUGCUCCAUGCUCCCCCUGUAACAGAGAAGGAGCAGUUCCUACACACACCAUCUCCUCCCUGGGUGCUCUCUCCUUGAGCAGGGCAGACCUGCUGCUAGGCUGUUUAGGUAACAACCCAACAGUGUAUCCAGGAUUGGGACUAAAACCAUCUCUCACUUUCUUGCACCAUAAAUUCUCUAGUUACACUGGAAUAAAAAAAUGCCUAUUUUUUUUAAUUCAACUCAGUCCAAGAGUCUCUUUGCCCUUGUAUGGGGCCUGGAAUGGAGUCCACCUCAGCCUGUCCCCACCACCCCUGGUAUCUGUCAGCAGGACAGACCUCUCCACCCAGAACCACUGCCCAAGUCCUGUCCUAACAGAGGGGACUGGCAUUCCUUCUGCCCCUGCACAGGGGGCCAGGACAUCGCUCCCUGACAGCAGCCUCAACAUCUGGCUAAGUGCUGCCAUCAGACGAGAUUUAGGUUUGCCUCCAAGCGGCAAGGGUGUCAGUGGGCAAUGCCAGAGCUGUUCAAAGGGAGCCUGCUGCACAAGCAGCACACAGACAGGUGCCAGCCAGGUUAACAGAGCAUGGUUCUGCAGAGCAAGCAGGAGCAGGGGCACCAGGUGAAUGGGAACACUGCUGCACUGGCCAGUCCUAGGAGGUUGCAUGGAGAGUUAUGCAGAGCAGGAACAGCCUUCUCCACAGCAGGCUCCAGCAGGCUGUCUCUCCAUGGACUUUGAUGGCACACCCAGGCAUGCAGUGAGCUGCAUUAAAUGCCCAUGCAGAGGUGCCACAGGCUUACACAGCUAACAGGACGUGAACCAAGCCUGUGCUGGAUGCAGGCAGCGUGGGGCUGCAGGCGCAGGAGCCGGUGCUGGCCUGCCCAGCAUAUGCCCAGCCACCCAGCUGAGAGAAGCAGCAGCACAUCCCGCAGAGUAACCCAGUGAGGGCCAGCCUGGCCCUGGGGAGAAGCUAAUGGAGCUGUGGCUGGAAGCUCCCACUGUCCCAGAAAGCCCCACACACAGUGCUGGCUCACAACUCUGCUCCCUCGCUAGC